Messenger RNA from Alligator sinensis (Chinese alligator), 729 nucleotides. RefSeq lists its product as uncharacterized. The transcript has 5 exons. The record is from RefSeq and is a predicted model, not a curated record. NCBI's taxonomy places the organism in Eukaryota, Metazoa, Chordata, Crocodylia, Alligatoridae. Bases 55 to 729 code for a protein of 224 amino acids.
AGGAGUAGACUGGUUACAGUCUCAUCAUGGGCUGCAGUACUUCCAACACGGUUGAUGAAGUGCAGCCAUCAAACAAGGAGUUGCAGAGCGGCCAGGAAGCCAAGACCCAGACAUAUUCUGUUGCUUGUGUCCCUUGGGAUCCCCCAUUCUCCCAGCCUUCUCACACCACAUCCGUCAGGCUCCUUCACUGAUGUCCAUAAACUAGUUCAAAUGGAGAAAACCCUAAGGAUGAUUGUGGUUAUGGUUAGGCAGGAGCGGAAAAGGCAAGAGUCGUCAGAAAUUCUUGAGGAGCUUAAAACACAGGGAAUCAUUAAGGGCCAAAGCACACCUUUUGGAAAUGAAGAUGCACCUGAUAACAUGAGAGAAGCCCUACUAAGAAAACCACCAGCCAGGCUGGAAAAGCUUGAUAUCAAAAUAAAAGAAGUGAAUGAUCUGACCCUGGAGGACAUUCAGAAUUCUGCUGAAGAGAAAGAAAAGACUGCAGAACAACUGAACCAAAGAUUACAGAGUGAGAGAUUUUCUCCAGCAGCUGCUCACCAAAACAUAGCUCAGCUAAAUGAAUCCUGUUAUUUAACCGCAAAAGGUGGAAAAGGGACCAACAGUAGUGAGCCUUUAUCAUUAGAUCCAGAGGACGAAGAAUCUGCAGUAGAAAUUGUAAAUGGCAAUUUUGAAGACUUUGCUGUUGUGGAGUCAGAUACAACUUAUAACUGUUCAAUUGAAGCAUUCUAA